This is a messenger RNA of Chondrus crispus (carragheen), 2208 nucleotides long. RefSeq lists its product as hypothetical. The record is from RefSeq and is a predicted model, not a curated record. NCBI's taxonomy places the organism in Eukaryota, Rhodophyta, Florideophyceae, Gigartinales, Gigartinaceae. The transcript is spliced from 3 exons. Bases 1 to 2208 code for a protein of 735 amino acids.
AUGCUACUCAUUUCCAGCCCCCAAUAUCGACUCGUUGCGACCUCUUCACACGUGAACCAGAACGAUUCACCUGUCCGACGACGGCAUAAGUUAUGGCCUAACCGCACCAUGUCGUCGGUCUCAGCGUUUGUGUCGCCAUUCAUAGGAGUAAGAAUAGCUGCCACCCGACACACAUGUUUUGCUGAAGCGCGGCGUCGUUGCUCGCCGUCAGGUCGAAGGCUAUGCAUCUCUGCGCGCACAGCCGAUCGGCAGACGACUGAGCGAGGCUUUCAGCUAUUGAAGACCGAUGUUUCACGUCUGAAACGUCUCGCACGCGGAGAUCUGUCAGCAUUCGUUGACCGUGGAUUGGGGCUACAGAGAUAUGACCCCAUCGCCAUCGCAAAGUAUUACGAUGCACGACCCCUGAGCGUUGCCAUUCGUCUUUCAUCCGUGGGCAUUCCAUUUCUGAUCUGGCUCUUUCGUGUACGAAAAUUGGAUAAAUGGCGAGGGAUCAGCGGGGAGGUCGAUAUUGCCAGAAAGCGCGCUGAUGACCUUCGAAAGCUUCUUACGUGGGCCGGCCCGACCUAUUUGAAGAUUGGGCAAGCUGUAGGAAACCGUCCAGAUCUUGUGGGCGCUGUGUACAGCACCGAGUUGCAAAAGUUGGUAGACGAUGUUGGUACGUUUGAGUCUGAUAUUGCUCUGAAUAUGGUGAAGGAAGAACUUGGGCUGCGCGACAUUUCCGACAUAUUUGCUGAGUUUCAACCAGACGCUGUGGCGUCGGCGUCCUUGGGACAGGUGCAUAAGGCGCGGUUGAAGUCAGGCGAAGAACUUGCAGUGAAGGUGCAAAGACCGACUGUCGAGCGUGAUGCUGCUUUGGACGUUUACGUUUUGCGGCGUCUCGCCACGUUUGCCAAGAAAAGAUUUAAGCUACGAAGCAACUUGGUUGGUAUCGUGGAUGAGUUUGCGACGAGGUUGUGGGAGGAACUGGAUUAUGUAAAUGAGGCAAAGAAUUGUGAGAGGUUUGACGAAUUGUACGCAAAGGGAAACGACAACGUCCAUGUUCCAAAAGUUUACAAAGAGUUAACGACAAAGCGUAUUCUCUGCAUGGAAUGGAUUGACGGGGACAAGGCCCCGUGGUUUCCGAAAGAUGACGCAAAACGGCUGAUAGGAAUUGGUGUGCAAUGUUCGCUGCAACAGUUGUUGGACAAGGGAUUCGUGCACGCAGACCCGCAUGGAGGCAAUUUACUGCGAACGAAGGAUGGGAAGCUAUGCUAUCUUGAUUUUGGUAUGUGCGUCGAAGUCGAACCACAGAUUCGAUAUGACUUGGUCGCUGCUAUUGUGCGCUUGAUCAAUCGAGAUUAUGAAAACCUUGGAAAAGACUUCGUUAAGCUCGGUUUUCUUCCGCCAGACGCAGACACAGCACCACUGGCUCCUCUCUUGGCGGAAGCCUUCGGGGACGCAAGUACGGGAAGCUCCCUUUCAGAUCUUUCUUUCAGCCGACUUGCUGAUAACCUCUCCGGAUUGGCGUAUAAAACUCCAAUAAGGAUCCCAGUUUUCUUUACUCUAAUCAUCCGAUCACUAACUAUUUUAGAGGGAUUUGCACUGCAAACGAACGCCUCAUUCAAGAUUGUCGAUGAGGCCUACCCUUAUGUGGUCAGGCGAAUUUUAACCGACGAGUCUCCUGUCUUUCAGAGGGCUUUGGAAGGCGUGUUAAUCGACCCGGAGACAGAACGGAUUCGAUGGAGCAGGCUGAAGUCAAUACUGAAGGCAAAGUCCUCAACAGGAUCUGGAGGCAACUCUGAAAACGGCGUGGUCCCCUCGGAGCGGAACGGCGAAAGUAGACUUUCAGGGAUGAGUAGCUCGUCACUGAAACGCGUUGUCGAUUUUACCCUCAGCGAGCGCGGAGAAUUUUUGAGAAAGGCUUUGCAAUUGGAACUGACUGACACAGCAGAUGCAGCUCAACUUGCAGUGGCAAAACGCAUAUCAGAUUUGACGAAUGGGUUGCUUCCUUCUCCACGGGAGAAGGUCGAUACGGAGCGCCUUGAAAACGCGAUCGAGCUCGCAAAGGCGCUACGAUCAAGGGUGCCAGAAAUUUUGGCUGUCGAGCAGAGUCGUAGUAGGCAACAGUUGGAUAGAGAACUAAUACGACAGCAGCGCUUGCGACGCGAAGUUCUGGAGGCUUCGCGUGCAGUGGCUGGAAACAUCCUUAUCGACACGAACGAAAGAUAA